This is a messenger RNA of Drosophila eugracilis, 4205 nucleotides long. RefSeq names its product trafficking protein particle complex subunit 8 (gene l(3)76BDm). The transcript has 8 exons. NCBI's taxonomy places the organism in Eukaryota, Metazoa, Arthropoda, Insecta, Diptera, Drosophilidae. Gene Ontology annotation, cellular component: cytoplasmic vesicle; phagophore assembly site; TRAPPIII protein complex. The record is from RefSeq and is a predicted model, not a curated record. Bases 73 to 4026 code for a protein of 1317 amino acids. Gene Ontology annotation, biological process: protein localization to phagophore assembly site; endoplasmic reticulum to Golgi vesicle-mediated transport.
GAUCUUAGUACCAGCUUUAGUUGCUCCCCCAAUUCGUGGUGUUCUGGGUUUUCUUUGUAAAUAGUUGAAGUAAUGCUGCACCUGACGGGCCAGAACUACAAUGCGCGCGACAUAAUCCGGAACAUCUUCUCGCCGCUGAUCGGCGUGCUGUCCAGUCCUCAGGCUGACGAGAUCUGCCACCGAAACAAUUUAUCCUUCGUGGAGCUUCUGCAACCGUUCGCAAAGUUGCCAAACGAUGCACAUUUUCGCGACGUUUCUGGGACGAGUGUAUCCGUUCGUGGACUCCGCCUUAAUUUCUGUGAUGUGGACUGGCGACCGCCCCAAACAGUUUUGGCCAGAAAAAUGCUUAAUGAGUCUGUGACAAAUGCCAACAAUGAGAAAACCAGACUGGCCACCAUUGCUGACAUAGACCUCGAGCUGCCCACAUCAGAACCGUGGUUCGAACAAUGGCGUGAGACCUUUUUGACUGUACAAUUCCCGGCGGAUCACGAGUUCACCCGCCAUCUACUGAGCUGCUUGCUGGUCCUGUCCAGCGCGGAUACCCAGAUCGUGGAAACAGCCCAUAAACUGGGACAACGUGUGCAACAGAUGCAGAGUAUCACGCCACAGAAGUUGCCCAAGUGGUUCCAUCCCACUGAGGUACUUAAUAGCUACGUGGUGCUACACGAGGCUAGCCAGGGGGAUUUGUCAAAGGCGCAACAGGGAUUCGAACUGCUCAAGUCCACUUUCGGAGAUAGCAAGUGUUUUCUGGUUUCCAUCAACUCUCUGGAUGGUCAAAGUGCAGCAGAGGUUCCAGAUCACUGGACAACAUUUAUCAAAAGGCAACCGAAAAGCGAUGCAAAUCUGCCCUCGACGGAUCUAAGUGCACCAAAGUCGCCACAAGAAGCGGUUUCUGUCAUCAGUAUGCCUGCGAUGCAGAUGUCACAGCUUCUGGAAGGUGUCAAUGUUCAGGAUUCCGAUCUGGCCAUGAUGCACCCUCUGAGUCCCAUGCAGGAGAGUGCGACGGAGGCGAUUAACUCGAAAUUCAGCAUUAGUAGCGAAAGUAUUGCUUCUCAAACUAUAAAUCCGAAUGUGUGGGCGAAUGAAUUGGAGGCCGAUGCUCCACAUGGCGGAUGCUUGACAAAUAGGGACAUUGACAAUCUGCGACACUUUGUUCAGGACUAUGCUGUACGUGCGCUAAUACCCUAUAUUGAGCAUCUGGUGGCCAUACUUGCCGAGGGAGUGACCAACAAAAAGGGUGUCAGCAAAUCUCUGUUAAGCGCCACUAAAAGGUGGUUUGUUACCAGCAAGCCGGGAGCAGGAGCAAACAAUCAAAAUGCAGUCAUCUAUACCAACGAAUCUGCAGAGCUGCAAACUCGAAAGUUGGGCGAUCUCUAUUUUAUGUUUGGCCAUUAUAAUUUGGCAUUUCAAGCCUACCAUCAGGCAAAACGAGAUUUUAAUGCAGACUCAGCCUGGCAAUACUACGCGGGGGCAUUGGAAAUGGCUGCCCUUUCUGCCUUUAUGUUGGGUACUGCCCAAAGGAAGACCUAUGAUUAUAUGGAAGACGCGAUUGUUUGUUAUCUCACAGUGUGCAAAUUGCAGCAAUUUGCCACUAGAGCAACGCUCUUGAGCAUGGAGUGUCUGAAAACAGCACGAUUAUAUAGCGAAGUGGCUAAGCAAUUGAUUCGCAUGACCAAUGAGGAGUCUGAUCUUCGUUCAGCUCUUUUGCUGGAACAGGCAGCCUAUUGUUUCUUGGUGACUCAACCUCCAAUGCACCGGAAAUAUGCCUUUCAUAUUGUGUUGGCCGGAAAUCGUUAUUCUCGAGCUGGUCAAAGAAAGCAUGCAUACCGUUGCUAUCGUCAAGCGUACCAGGUCUUCCAGAAGCGCGAGUGGAGCUUGGCCGAAGACCACAUUCAGUAUACAGUGGCUAAACAGGCUUACAUGCUAAAGCAACUUGAGGAGGCCAGUCGGUCAUUCGCCCAUUUACUGAGACCUGGAAGUCUUCAAAGUGCGCAGCAACAGACCAGUUUUCUGAAAGAGUACAUUCAGACGCAGAAUGAACUCCUGAAGCGAAGUCCUGAACUUGGAUUACUACCACAUGCCUUACCUCAAGUAGUGCAAUCUUCCGUUCGUGUUCUAACUUUAGUGCAAUCACCAUCGGCCGUAGCGCCCCAGGUGCCGGCCACCAACAUAAACAUUAAUUCCAAUCUCACAGCAGAUGAGUCAAUUUGGAACAAGAUUGAAGAGAUGUUAGUGAUAACGGCUGCCAAUAAUAAGCCAUUCGUGUUUAAACCCUCAAGAUAUCUGUUCACCAAGCAGCAGCCUGCAAUGGAAACUCCAGUUGCAGUGCAGGGGGAACCCAUCGAGCUGGCUGUUACCCUCUCCAAUAGCGUUCGUUGUGGGAUAGCUCUCUCCGAAAUCGAUUUACUAUGGAAACUGACUCUGGAUAAUCAAGAGGUGCUGUCAAAUGCUUGUAUUUAUGAGGAAUCAUCUGAUAGUGCUAGCAAAAUAGCUGUAAGAGCAGCAGUUAAAACAAGUUGCGUGGCAACUAUCAAUCUGGCCGAACAGGCUGAGGAAACUUUGCAAUUUAAACUGACUCCCAAGUUGACCGGACGUCUGACUGUUCUGGGAGUUGUUUGUCGGGUAGCUGCCGGUGUGGAUCCUUCAGCUAGCCUUCUAGGUACCUUACAGUUCGAGGCGCAAAAGAUCAGACCUAACAAUUCCAAGCAAUCCUCGCAGACUGUUUUGGACAAUAGAUUAACUAUUAAAUUGUUUCCACAAAUGCCCGCCAUGAAUGUAAGUUUUACUCCUGUUCCCAGUCGACUUUUAGCUGGUGAAAUUAUACCAGUUUAUGUGACUCUUCGAAAUCUGGGAAUUUCUCCGAUUGAGGAAAUUUACUUGGGAUGCGAUAAUCCGCGAUGCUUGUCCCUCCUUGAUCAACACAGUCAAAUGCCACUGACUAUGAUGAGUUCCCUCCGUAAUCUAUCCAAUGACAAACUCGUAAAGGAUAAGGAAAUCCGUGGACAGCGAGUUUACCGCCUACUUAACCACCCCGGGCAGGCUGCCUUAGAUGCCCAGCAGGUUCAAACAAUUUCCAUGUGGGUGCAGGCUCCACACCAAGCAGGCCCGUUUACAUUACGCCUGCUAUUCUACUACUCCUUGCCAUCCGCAUCGAAUUCACCCAUAAAAUAUCGCUUGGUUCGCCAUAUUUGGCAGCUACAGGUAGAAAGUUGCCUGCAGGCAGACUCUACUUGUGUGGUUAGUAACGCGGUGACCAAUGAACUUGGUCUAGAUGUGAACGUUAGGAACCAACAUGCGGUUGAAGAUACGGAGGUAUAUGUCAACUCGAUUUCCUUGUACUCCAAGGAAUUUAAUUUGAAUCCGGAUAAGUUAUACAUAAUGAACAAUAUGGGAGUCAGCAAGGGACAGGCGGGACCUCAGUGCCUCAAGUCUUCCAUAUGCUGCAAUUUUCAGUGUCGCCUGCAGGAGAAGGAGAAAAAAGAAGAAUUCCAAGACAUUCCAUCGAUCAAAACCUUGCUACAAUCGCGACUAUCUCAUUUAAAGAUCCUGCCUGCCCACCACGCCCAGCAAGUGGAGCAGCACAUGCCCACGAUACAAGAACGGCACAGCUUCCUUACUAACGAGGAGACGGUGUAUUUCAAUACCAAUAUCUCUACGGAGGAGUUUAACGCAAGCAUCGCUGACUAUAUUCCACAUGCUACUCUGGCUCUAAGUUGGAGUGCCCUGGUGGCCAGGGAGGAGGGACAACGCCUGGCCUGUGGCUUGCACUUUAUUAAGCUAUAUAAACUUUUUGAAACUGGGCAUUGUCCGGCGGCGCCAAUAGGGACUUUUGUACGGAGACGGCAAUCUGCUGACGACUCUAAUCGACGAGAAUUCACACUUCCUGACAGUGCGGUUAAAAAUGAAGAGGCAUGGCAGCCCUUGGCUGAUGCUGAUGAAGAGGACUACUGGGAGCCCAACGACAACUAUGUAGGCCAACGAUGUCUUUUGGAAGAUGAGAGCUUUGUGAUGGCAGUCAAAGCUUAAAGCUUGUAUUCUGUUUUAAAAUAUUUUCAUUAAGUUGAAGAUUCUAAAAUGAAUCAAAUUGAUUGGUCCUUGAUCAGAUACCAUCCUGAACAAAAUCGAGAACUCGCAAACUAAAGGCACGUUAUUUUCUCACUGAUCCAUGUAUUCUUAAACCCCUAAAUAAAUCAUUUAAUCUGCAA